AUGUAGGAAUAGAUAACGAUGUGGAUAAGCAGACAGUAUUACAUUUUCAGAUUAUCGAAUGCUCAUUUUCUAAUGUACUGCAAUUACUGCAAAAUCUUUUUUUUCAUGUUGCAGAAUCACACUGUGUGAAAUUUUACCACCCAGAGAGGAAAGCUGGACAGCUACUACGGCUUUGUAGAAAUGAUGAAUGCACAUGUGCUGAAGAGAAUUGUAGUAUGCAGAAGAAGGACAAUAUCAAAGAUGAUCAGCGCACAGCUAAGAUUUGCGAGAGUACACUGACCAGCAAAAUAGAUUUUGCAUACAAAGUGAGAGUGGAGGAAUUUGCAGACGGUUUGUCCACUGACAUUUACACAGUGCGGGUACUGGAAGUCAUCAAGGAAGGAACUUUUGAUGUGGGUCCUCUGAAUAAACUGCGCACAUUCCUCAGUUAUCCACACUGCAGGGAGUCUUUAGACUUGGCAGAGAGCAAAAUCUACCUUAUCAUGGGCACAUCCAAAGAUAUUCACAGAGAUGACGUAGAUCAAACGUAUCAGUAUGUACUUGGAGAGAGAACUUGGAUCGAGUACUGGCCCACAGAUGCAGAGUGUCAAACUGAUGAACACAGACCUACCUGUCUGGGCAUGGAGGAGAUGGUCCAGCAGUACCAACUCUUUGGGUGUCAGCAGUAGUGAAACUCGAGGAAACAAAAUGUUCUUUUCAAAUUGUUUUUAUUUUGCAUUAUUCAUGUAAAACUCAACCUGCUUUGGGAUGUAAGGUCUCACAAUGUUGCACUGUACUGAAUAAAACACAAUGGUCUCAA
Messenger RNA from Plectropomus leopardus (leopard coralgrouper), 799 nucleotides. The record is from RefSeq and is a predicted model, not a curated record. Lineage: Eukaryota; Metazoa; Chordata; Actinopteri; Perciformes; Serranidae.